Messenger RNA from Hipposideros armiger (great roundleaf bat), 8316 nucleotides. It is a transcript of the gene ABCC3, whose product is annotated as ATP binding cassette subfamily C member 3. The record is from RefSeq and is a predicted model, not a curated record. Gene Ontology annotation, cellular component: membrane. Gene Ontology annotation, biological process: transmembrane transport. The coding region runs from base 226 to 4770 and encodes 1514 amino acids. The transcript has 32 exons. Gene Ontology annotation, molecular function: ATP binding; ATP hydrolysis activity; ABC-type transporter activity. Lineage: Eukaryota; Metazoa; Chordata; Mammalia; Chiroptera; Hipposideridae.
CUUUCUCGCCGCUGUGCCUCGUCCCCAUGGACGCCCUGUGCGGCUCCAAGUUCUGGGAGGUCUCGACCUAUUGGCAGAAUCAGCCUUGAUCUGAUGGCUCCAAGAAGCUCCUGGGAGGCUGAUGAGGGCUCAGAAACCUGAAGGCCCUGACCAUGAGAGCUGUCCAAAGAUGGCAUUGAUUGCCUGAGAAGUCGUGAGCUCCCAUCAUUGGGGGUGUAUAAGCACAUGGACUCCAAUCUGUCAGUGCACACAGACCACCCGGACCUCACCCCCUGCUUCCAGAACUCCCUGCUGGCCUGGGUCCCCUGCGUCUACCUGUGGACUGCCCUGCCCUGCUACCUGUUCUACCUGUGGCAUCACCGCCGAGGCUACAUUGUCCUCUCGCACCUCUCCAGGCUCAAGACGGUCUUGGGUGUCCUGCUGUGGUGCGUCUCCUGGGCUGAGCUCUUCUACUCCUUCCAUGGCCUGGUCCAUGGCUGGGCCCCUGCUCCUGUCUUCUUUGUCACCCCCUUGGUGGUGGGGGUCACCAUGCUGCUGGCCACCCUGCUGAUCCAGUAUGAGCGGCUACAGGGGGUGCAGUCCUCAGGGGUCCUCAUCAUCUUCUGGUUCCUGUGUGUGGUCUGCGCCAUCAUCCCCUUCCGCUCCAAGAUCCUUUCAGCUGUGGAAAAGGGCAAGAUCUUGGACCCCUUCCGCUUCACCACCUUCUACAUCUACUUUGCCCUGGUGCUCCUUGCCUUCAUCUUGUCCUGCUUCAGGGAAAAGCCACCGUUUUUCUCCCCCAAAAAUGCCGACCCUAACCCCUGCCCAGAGGCCAACGCUGGCUUCCUCUCCCGUCUGUUUUUCUCGUGGUUCACAAAGAUGGCCAUCCUCGGCUACCGGCGUCCCCUGGAGGAAGAGGACCUCUGGUCCCUGAACAGGGAGGAUCACUCUGAGGUGGUGGUGCAGAGGCUGCUGGAGGCCUGGAAGAAGCAUCAAAAGCAGGCAGCACGACACAAGGCCGCGGUGGCAUCUGGGAAGACAGUCUCCAGUGAGGAUGAGGAGCUGCUGGGGGACCGGCCCAGGCCCCGGGAGGCCUCCUUCCUGCAGGCCCUGCUGUCCACCUUUGGCCCCACCUUUCUCCUCAGCAUGUGCUUCAUGUUGACCCAGGACCUGCUCUCCUUCGUCAAUCCACAGCUGCUCAGCAUCCUGAUCAGAUUUAUUUCAAACCCCAUGGCCCCCACCUGGUGGGGCUUCCUGGUAGCCGGGCUGAUGUUCGUGUGCUCCUUGAUGCAGACUGUGAUCUUACACCAGUAUUACCACUGCAUGUUUGCGAUGGGAUUGAGACUUCGUACGGGGAUCAUAGGUGUCAUCUACAGGAAGGCUCUGGUUAUCACCAGCUCAGUCAAACGUGAGUCCACUGUGGGAGAAAUGGUCAACUUCAUGUCUGUGGAUGCCCAGCGCUUCAUGGACCUUGCCCCCUUUCUCAACCUGCUGUGGUCAACACCUCUGCAGAUCAUACUGGCAAUCUACUUCCUCUGGCAGAACCUGGGUCCCUCCGUUCUGGCUGGAGUUGCUCUCAUGAUCUUGCUGAUCCCACUCAAUGGAGCUGUGGCCAUCAAGAUGCGUACUUUCCAGGUGGAACAAAUGAAGUUCAAGGACUCCCGCAUCAAGCUGAUGAGUGAGAUCCUGGGUGGCAUCAAGUUGCUGAAACUAUAUGCCUGGGAGCCCAGCUUCUUACGGCAGGUGGAGGGCAUUCGACAAGAUGAGCUCAGACUGCUGCGCCGUAGCUCCUACCUUCACGCCAUGACCAUCUUCAUCUGGAUCUGCACUCCCUUCCUGGUGACCCUCAUCACCCUCGGUGUGUACGUGUCCGUGGACCCGAACAACGUGCUGGACGCCGAGAAGGCCUUUGUGUCUGUGUCCCUGUUCAAUAUCUUGAAGAACCCCCUCACUAUGCUGCCCCUUGUGAUCAGCCACCUGACCCAGACCAGCGUGUCUCUGAAACGGAUCCAGCAUUUCCUGAACCAAGAUGAAAUUGACCCCCAGUGUGUGGAAAGAAAGAGCAUCACUCCAGGCUAUGCCAUCAUCAUAGACAGUGGCACCUUUACCUGGGCCAAGGACCUGCCCCCGACCCUGCACAGCCUAGACAUCCAAGUGCAAAAAGGGGCACUGGUGGCCGUGGUGGGGCCCGUGGGCAGUGGGAAGACCUCCCUGGUGUCUGCCCUGCUGGGAGAGAUGGAGAAGCUGGAAGGCAAGGUGUAUAUGAAGGGCUCCGUGGCCUACGUGCCCCAGCAGGCGUGGAUUCAGAACCGCACUCUUCAGGAAAAUGUGCUGUUUGGACAAGCCCUGGACCCUAAGCGCUACCAAAAGGCUCUGGAGGCCUGUGCCCUGCUAGCUGACCUGGAAGUGCUGCCUGGUGGGGACCAGACAGAGAUUGGAGAGAAGGGCAUUAACCUGUCUGGGGGCCAGCGGCAGCGGGUCAGUCUGGCCCGAGCUGUUUACAGUAACGCUGACAUUUUUUUGCUGGAUGACCCACUAUCAGCUGUGGACUCGCACGUGGCCAAGCAUAUCUUUGACCAAGUCAUCGGGCCAGAAGGUGUGCUGGCAGGCAAGACACGGGUAUUGGUGACGCACGGCAUCAGCUUCCUGCCCCAGACAGACUUCAUCAUAGUGCUAGCUGACGGACAGGUGUCUGAGGUGGGCACCUAUCCAGCCCUCCUGCAGCGCAAUGGCUCCUUUGCCAACUUCCUCCACAACUAUGCACCUGAUAAUGGCGAGGAGCACCUGGAAGAGGACAGCAGGACUGCCUUGGGGGAUGCAGACGAUGAGGAGGUGCUGCUGAUUGAAGACACUCUCAGCAGCCACACAGACCUGAUGGAUAACGAGUCAGCCAUGUAUGAGGUCCGGAAGCAGUUCAUGAGACAGCUGAGUGCCAUGUCCUCGGAAGGGGAGGGCCAGGGUCGAACUGUGCCCCGCAGACGUCUGGGUCUAGCAGAUAAAGCACAGGCAGCAGAAACAAAGGCAAAUGGAGUGCUGAUCGAAGAGGAGAAAGUGGAGAUGGGCAGGGUGAAGCUGAACUUGUUCUGGGAUUAUGCCAAGGCUGUGGGGCGCUGUACCACACUGGCCAUCUGUCUGCUGUAUGCGGGUCAAAGUGCAGCUGCCAUUGGGGCCAACAUAUGGCUCAGUGACUGGACCAAUGAGGCUGUGGUGGAUGGCCGACAGAACAACACCUCCCUGAGGCUGGGUGUCUAUGCUGCUUUGGGAAUUCUGCAAGGGCUCCUGGUGGUGCUGUCGGCCAUCACGAUGGCGGUGGGCAGUGUCCAGGCUGCACGCCUGCUUCACCAGGCGCUGCUGCACAACAAGAUGCGCUCACCACAGUCCUUCUUCGACACGACGCCCUCGGGCCGUAUCCUCAACCGCUUCUCCAAGGACAUCUACGUCAUCGAUGAGGUUCUGGCCCCCACCUUCCUCACGCUGCUGGGUUCCUUCUACAACUCCAUCUCCACCCUCGUGGCCAUUGUGGUCAGCACGCCGCUCUUUGCUGUGGUCAUCCUGCCUCUGGCUGUCCUCUACGUCUUCGUGCAGCGCUUCUAUGUGGCCACAUCACGGCAGCUGAAGCGGCUGGAAUCUGUCAGCCGCUCGCCCAUUUACUCCCACUUUUCGGAGACUGUGGCUGGCUGCAGUGUGAUCCGGGCCUACGGCCGCAGCCAGGACUUUGAGGCCAUAAAUGAUGUGAAGGUGGACGCCAACCAGAGAAGCUGCUACCCCAACAUUGCCUCCAACAGGUGGCUGGGAAUCCGCGUGGAGUUUGUGGGGAACUGUGUUGUGCUCUUUGCUGCUCUCUUCGCUGUGAUUGGGAGAAGCAGCCUGAGUCCAGGGAUGGUGGGCCUUUCCGUGUCCUAUGCCCUACAGGUGACAUUUGCUCUGAACUGGAUGAUACGAAUGUUAUCAGAGCUGGAGUCUAAUAUUGUGGCUGUGGAGAGAGUCAAGGAGUACUCCAGGACGGAGACCGAGGCCCCCUGGGUGGUUGAGGGCAGCCGGCCUCCUGAGAACUGGCCCCAGAAGGGUGAGGUGGAGUUCCGGAAUUACUCUGUGCGCUACCGGCUUGGCCUGGAGCUGGUGCUGAAGGACCUGAGUUUGCACGUGCGCGGUGGCGAAAAGGUGGGGAUCGUGGGCCGCACUGGAGCUGGCAAAUCAUCCAUGACCCUCUCCUUGUUCCGCAUCCUGGAGGCCGCAGAGGGUGAAAUCCUCAUUGAUGGCCUCAACGUGGCAGACAUUGGACUCCAUGACCUGCGUUCUCGGCUGACCAUCAUCCCCCAGGACCCUAUCCUGUUCUCAGGGACCCUGCGUAUGAACCUGGACCCCUUUGACAAUUACUCAGAGGAAGACCUAUGGCGGGCCUUGGAGCUGUCCCACCUGCACACUUUUGUGAGCUCCCAGCCGGGAGGCCUGGACUUCCAGUGCUCAGAGGGAGGGGAGAAUCUGAGUGUGGGUCAGCGGCAGCUUGUGUGCCUGGCCCGAGCCCUCCUCCGCAAGAGCCGCAUCCUGGUUUUAGACGAGGCUACAGCAGCCAUUGACCUGGAGACGGAUGACCUCAUCCAGGCUACCAUCCGCAUCCAGUUUGAGACCUGCACGGUGCUGACCAUCGCACACCGGCUCAACACCAUCAUGGACUACACCAGGGUCCUGGUCCUGGACAAAGGGACAGUAGCUGAAUUUGAUUCUCCGACCAACCUCAUUGCAGCCAGAGGCAUCUUCUACGGGAUGGCCAGAGACGCUGGACUUGCCUAAAAUAUAUGCCCGGGAUUUCCUCCUGGCCACUCCUGGUUUUCCUCAGGAAGGGAAAGGAUACCAAAUAUGUCUGCAGAAUGGACCUGAAGGCAAAUGCUGGGGGUAUUUGUGAGAUUUUUGCCUGUAAAGCAUCUCAUCGGGUAACCGUGCUAAACGCUGUAGAUGAGAAUGUGAGGCCCAAGAGGUGCCUGACGUGUCCGAGGUCAAAGCUGGUUUGAGGCACAGAGCCCAUACUUGUGCCCAGGUGUCCUGAUACCCAAUCUUGUGUGAUUUCCCCACUAUACUGUUUUCACUCAUUUCAUGGAAUGACCUCCCUACCCCCUAUGACUUUUCAUAUUUUCUACUCUGAAGUAUUUUUUUUUUUUUAAUAAAGCUUUUUUCCUACUGGAACAGAAGACUGCCAGGUCAGGCUGUCCCUAGGAACUGAGUCCUGUACUCUGGAGUGCUGGCCUGAAUCCAUUAAAAAUAGAGCACUGGUGUAAUGAAGCUACGUGGUGAACAUGUAGAGCCUGAUGUAGGCUGUCUCUGCUUGGUCACAGGUGUGGGGGUUAGGACCUUUGCAGGAGGCAGGGAGGAACAGGGAGAGGCGGAAAUUGACUUUAUACACAUCUGCAUGGCUAGAAUUAUCUGAAGACUGUAGACCUAAGAGCUUUGGGCUGGAAAUAUUGUCUUCACAGCCAAAAUUCUCUGGGUCAUUGCCAGUCGUUCCUGCUCUGCUGUGCAGAUAUUAUAAAAAGGUGAGAAAUAAAGCCCCUGAAAUCUGACCCAAGGCCUCUUGGGAAAGCUGCUGUGAACACCUUCAUGUUUAUGUCAUCCCUCAGACCUCUAAGCCUGCUUCUCUAGGGGCUGAGAAGUGCAUGGUGCUUAAUUUCCUUGCUCCUUUAGAAGCCUGUUCCAGUCAGGCCCCCAUAACCAGUGAGGCCUCCAAGUCAUUCAUCUUCCUCAGUCCGGCUGAAGCUGAAUGUGGGAGGGGCACCGAGCCGUCCAGAGGCUGCCCCUGCUCUGACAGUCCCAGGCUGGUAAACGAGGUGAGGGGGUGAAUUAAAUUUGAUUUCUUGAGCAAGCCAAUCAUUUAUUUUCUACGGGUCAGAGUCCACCUGCACAAGGCCUUAUAUUUGGAAUGGAUCUCUUCUUUGUUACCUUACUAAGUUUUCCUAUCUCCUCUCUCAUUUCCUCUACCUUUAUUCUUAGUAUGAUGUGACUGGUGGUGGGUGAUGGCUUCUGAUCAUCCCCCACCCUAAAUGGUUUGCAGUAGGUGCGGAGAUGUUUCCUUUGAUCUGGUUUUUCUGCGUGCAUUGGGUCAGCCUGAGCUGCAGGACCAUUUGUUAAAGGUUAAUCACAUUUUUUUUUUUUUGGCAGGCUCUUUCUGCCCAGGAUGUUUAUGAGUGUAUGGAAGAAGACUUCCAUCCUUGUGAUAAAGCAAGUAUGAAAGCACAAAUGCCCAAAUUAUUCUGCCUCUGCUUGGUGCUAAGAAAAGGUCUUUGCUAUGCUCCCUGAUUUAUUAGACCAAUUUGGCAUGACGUCUGCUUUGUGAGGCUCUGGCUGCCCUAAACCAACAGAAACGCAGAUUCACUCGGCAUCACUGUCAACUAAAAAUUCGAAGGUGUAAGGCUGUAUUUCCUCUCCUGUCUUGGGAGUUUGCUUCUGAGCUCAUUGAGGCCCUGACAGGUGCUGACAGCCCAAAGGAGAGGCUCAGUUGUGUAAAGUAAAUAGGAUAAUCAAAAAAUGUGGUUAAUAGAGGAUGACCUCCAUCUAGCUGGCUCAGCUACUCUGGGGAAAUGAAGCUGACUGCUGUGAACUGGGAGGAAAGACACUGCACGGAAUAUCUGUCUCCAGGUGUCACUGAUAAGGCAUGAGCACCGCAGCAGCAGCAGUAGGAUGCAGGCUCAGGUGGGAAAUGGUCCCUUCCAUCCUUCCUCCGGCGAGUCUUAUCCCUGGGGCUGUCCAACAAUUUGAACCCCGUGAUUAGAAAUAUACUGCUGUUCAAGAAGGUCAAAACUAAAGAAUAUGGGCUCAGUCAGUUAAUAUUUAAUUUUAAUAAUACUUGUUAUAUUUGAACAGUCAGCAAUGCACAAGGAAAAAAAUCUUCAGUAAAUGUUUACACAUAGUGUGAACACAUGCUUGAAAUAUGCGGUGGAGGAGGAGGGGUGAAUUCACAGUUAACAAAGCUAAAAAGAAAUCUUUGUUAUAAAUUACACAAAGCAUAUAAAAAUAUUUCUCUGAAUGCAUAGAUUAAGACUUCAAACUCACCUACCAGCAACUGUGCAGUAUUAUCCUACAGCCAUACAUAUGAGUCACUUAACCACAGAGGACUUUAUAAAGGAGGAGAGAGACCAGUCAAUGCAGGGCCCAUCUCUCACCUGAGAUGCCAAGACCCUUGCUCCCUGUUUCUUAAGCCCUGGAAAGAUACUCUUUCCCACUUCCCAGCCAGGGGCCUCCACUGCUUCUGAGAGUCUCUGAUGGCUGGCUGGAAGAGAUUUAAUCCCAGUGAUUUAGACAUGAAUUAAUACUGAAUUUAUUUCCUCCCGGUAGAACUAGCCUUAAUUUUAUCAGUCAAUUGUAAUUUUUUUCUAAGGAAAGGGGAGAAAAGGUUAGUAUGGCUAGAUAAAUUAGCUUGCGAUUGGUUGAAAUCAAGGGAGGUUUCUUGUUUAAAGUACUGGAAAGAAAGGGAGUAAUAAAUAACCUUUGCUGUGCAAACACUAUACAAGGAAGGGUAAGUGUGUCACCGUCAGUAAUUGGUGGAAUACAGGUAAGUCACUGAACAGAGUGACUCCAUGAAGCUGGCCUUGAAAACACCUCAGCCUCAUCUCAGCAUUUCAGCAGCAGCAGGAGGCUGUCAUCUUAGCACCACGUUCGCUUCCACUGACAUCUUCUGCACAUUCUUUCUCAAUCAUGUUCCAAUAAAAUUAACACAGUUAGGAAGUUAAGUUUCUUUGGAAACUAUAGGCACUAUGGGGAAAAAGCUUCUUAAGACAGGGAGGCUCUUCAACAGCUGGCUUCAAACCCCUGCUCGCCUAAGUGCGCUCCUUCUUAUUUCUGAAGUUAAGCUAUUUUAACAAGACACGUGGCUUUUCUUUUAACACUGAUGAUACUAAAGGAAAGAAAAAGAAUCCUUGACUGCAUUCUUUUAAAAAAUUCUUAUGUCAUGCUCAAGAGUUUAAUCAGGUGUGUUUGUUUUUUCCAGAACAAAGCCUGGUGUAGCCUCACAAUUGACUUCGUUAAGUGGAUCGGUGUGGGUAGUGGGAGAUCCCUAAGAUCAAACAAUUUGUUUAUAAAAGAAACAGAUUUCAGAGUUGUGUAAAAAUCCUAAUAAUUUCAAAAUAACCGUUAUCUUUGAUACAAAAAUAAAGAUGCUAACUCCUUUAGCUCAGUUUCCCAUAAUAACCUUUAAAAUAGCAACAGAUUCAGCCUCAAAAAUUGCUUUUCAUUUCUAGUGGAAAAUGAAAGUGGAGAACAUGGACAGGCAAUGUUUGUGCUCUUCUCUUUCAGUGCAAUUAAACAGAGAGAUGACAAGAAUCAUUUUAGAGUUUGAAAAAAAAAAAAAAA